Molecule: messenger RNA, 7224 nt
Organism: Aspergillus sclerotioniger CBS 115572
Lineage: Eukaryota; Fungi; Ascomycota; Eurotiomycetes; Eurotiales; Aspergillaceae
Product: ketoacyl-synt-domain-containing protein
Exons: 8
Coding region: 384-7001 (2205 amino acids)
Biological process (GO): fatty acid biosynthetic process; secondary metabolite biosynthetic process
Molecular function (GO): fatty acid synthase activity; phosphopantetheine binding; 3-oxoacyl-[acyl-carrier-protein] synthase activity
Source: RefSeq, a predicted model, not a curated record
CCGGAGAAUGCAUGAGCAUCGAUCCGGCCAGGUGGAUAAAUAGGUUGAUAUCGCUUUCCAGGAAUAAUGCAACUGGCCGUCUGCUAGUGCUCGACGACAGACAGGGAAGAGAGCCUUGUAUCCGAUGGGCCCACGACAUGGCAGCUUGUUUGAGCUUUUGAAAAGUCACUGAGACCAGUUCAAUAUGUUUUCCGUUUUGGCACACUUCCUGCAUUGCGAAAACAUGAUGAGGAUUGCUUUGGGCAUUGAAGUCGAUCAGAUCCGUGAGAGUGUGUAUCGCCGCGGGGUCUGUAGAUGCAACCCUGGAGACAUUGAAGACAGGUCUCACGAAGUCCAUAACGAAACUUUUCUGUACGGUGAUCAUCAAGGCAGACGAUGCACGGAUGAAAAUAUUGACAGUUGGGGGUAACAUCGGAACACCCACGGAUCGGGCAUCGUUUUUUUGUACUCGAGGAGGCAGAGGGCUUGCGGGAACCGCGUACGGAUUGACUGAGGUCCAAUAUUCCAGUUCCAAACCCAGCCUCUCUUGUUAUCGCUACCACGAUGCAGAGCAUCCGGUACGCCGGUCCUCGCCAGAAAGUCCGCCUCUGCGCCGGGUCAGACCGACCCCCCUGUCCUCCAGGAAGGAUGGGAUGGACCUUAAAGUUUCUGCUCCCAAUGAGCACCAACCCAUCGAUGCGAAGGUUUCAACAACCCAGGACUUGGUCGAGCAAAUCUCUAGAGAUAUCUCAAUGGAUGCGAGAAGAAUCAUAUUCUUUGGGGGGCAAGGAAGUCGCGCCUUCUCCGGGUCACCAUUUCACCCGAGUGAAGACGACAAGACGUGCGAUAGUUCCAUCUCGCUUCUUCUUUCGGUCUGUCACAGUGCAAUUUUGCAAGAGGCUCUACAACAUCGACGCAGGGGGCCACUUCCUGCAUGGGCCGACUUUGAUCUUCCAGCCAAUGCCGAAUUGUUGGUAUCCGGCAAUGUCAUUGCCUCCGAUAACGCGAUUUUGCAGGGUGUCGGUCUCUGCGUGCAUCAAUUAGUCGCCUAUCUCCGCUUUGACUCAACUCUGCAAAAGAGAGCAACAAGCAUCCUGCUUGGCUUCUGUUCAGGCAUCGUCCCCGCCGUUGUCCUCGCCUGCAGCAGCACGGUCCAGGACUACAUCCAAUACAGCAAAGAUGCAGUCCGUCUUGCCUACUGGAUAGGGUAUCGGGCUGCAGAGUUAACUGCCCACUUGAUGCCCGAACAGAAUCCGCCCGGGUCGUGGGCGCUAUCGGUCUUUGGGAAGGGCAGGGAAAACCUCAAGACCGAUCUCGAGAGAUUCAAUGUCGCUCACGGCGCAACAUUCAGCCUUCGGUUAGCGAUAUGCUUCGGGAAAGAGUCAUUCACGAUUGUCGGCCCUCCUUCGAGCUUGAACCGCUUUCGAUCACAGUGCUUGGGGGAGCAACAUCCAUCAGAGGCCAUUCAUAUUCACGCGCUUUACCAUGCUGGUGAGACUGGAUGUGAGGGCUUGCUGAAAGUGCUUGAAGAUGCUCGUCGCGAAGGUAUUCAGUUCCCAUCCCUUGCCGAUAUCAAAACCGCACUUUGGACAUGUCACGGGAACUCGUCCUUAGAUCGAAACUCGUUCUCCGGCAGCGGUUCUCUCUUGGAGUAUGCGGUUCGUUUGAUCCUCGUCGAUGCCGCUGACCUCUACAACACCUGGAAAUUGAUUACGGACACCAUAAAUCACUUGCCAUGGGAUGGGGAGAUCAUCACCGUAGGCCCCGGGUCAAGUGCUCUUCUUGUCUCUACGACCCGGGAUACCCGAACGCCCGAUGAGCCCACGUGGAUUAAUUUGUCUGGGGUUGGUGCAACGGUGGGAUCUGCACAGGACGGAUUCGCUAUUGUCGGCAUGUCUGUCAACUACCCUGGCGCGUCAGGAAAGGAUGAAUUCUGGACCUUGCUAGAGAAUGGCCUGAGCGCGAUGCAAGAAAUUCCCAGCUCGAGAUUUGAGGUUCAGAACUACAGUUCUGAUAGUCCAGAGUGUCGGCCACCACGGACAAUGGAGGCUCGUCAUGGUAACUUUCUCGCGGAUCCGUUUUCAUUCGACCAUGAGUGCUUUGGCAUCUCACCGAGGGAAGCCAAGUCCAUGGAUCCACAGCAGAAACUUCUUCUUCAGGGCGCAGUACAUGCUCUUGAUGAUGCUGGCUAUGUACCUAACGGUGCACCUUCCUUCAACCCGGACACCAUGGGAUGCUAUAUUGGGGCAGCGACGGAAGACUACGUUAUCAACUCCAUGCCACACAUAGACGUCUACUACUCAACUGGCACCCUCCGAGCAUUUUUGAGUGGAAAAAUCUCUUAUGCUAAUGGAUGGAGCGGGCCUUCUAUUACAACCGACACAGCAUGCUCUUCCUCCCUAGUUUCCAUUGUGCUGGCCUGUCGGGCCUUGAUGCAGGGAGAUUGUACGGCGGCGUUAGCCGGUGGGGUGAAUGCCAUCACAAGCCCUGAUAUGUACCUUGGGCUCUCUCGGGCCCACUUUCUUAGCGCUACCGGGCAGUGUAAGCCAUUCUCGGUCGCUGCUGAUGGUUAUUGUCGCGCAGAGGGGUGUGGAUUGUUCGUCAUCAAGCGCCUUCAGGACGCGAUUCAGGAGGGAGAUCGCAUCCAUGGUAUCAUUCGUGGGGCGGAAAUGAAUCAAAGUGGCCGGGCGUCCUCCAUCACCCAUCCGCACGCCCUGACCCAACAGGAGCUAUUUCAGAAGCUUCUCGCCCGAACAAAGGUUGAUCCUAAGACCAUAGGGGUCAUCGAAGCUCACGGUACAGGGACUCAGGCCGGUGAUGCGGUCGAGACAUCGAGUAUUCAUUGCGUUUUUGGUAAUCGUGCUAACCCUCUAUAUCUUACAUCGGUCAAAGGGAACAUUGGACACGCAGAAGCAGCCUCUGGAUCGGCAGGUCUUGCGAAGAUUCUGAUGAUGUUGAGAUACUCAAAGAUUCCACCACAGGUUGGGUUGGGAGUGUUGAAUCCGCGCUUGGACAAAUUAGAGUCGUCAAACAUUCGAAUCCCCACUACAAUCUGCGACUGGGACCGAGCGAUCCCUAGUAUGCCCAAACGCGCAUUGCUCAAUAACUUUGGUGCUGCGGGAUCCAAUGCGGCCCUGGUGGUAGAGGAAUAUCGCCCGUCAUUCCGAGCCAAGGGCUCACAAUAUGCCAGACGAGCAGCAUACAAUCUGAUCUUGUGCGCCACAAGUCCAGGCGCUCUUCAGAAACUGAUAAGUCUUUAUGUGGCGAUGCUAGAGAAGCAUGACCCUGGCUUUGAGCUACAGGACAUCUGCUUUACUGCAACUGCUCGGCGGCAGCGGCACAAAUAUGCUCUAUCGAUCGUGGGAGGCACACUGGAGGAUCUCAUGCAGCAACUCCAACAGGCUCGACAAUGCAACAAUCAGAUAUUGGAAUCCAAUCGAAAACGCCCCAUCGUGUUUGUUUUCUCGGGGCAAGGCGGCGCUUACCCCGGUAUGGGCCGCGAACUGCUCCAUACCGCUCCAGUCUUUCGCCAGAAGGUAACUGAAUGCGAGGGUGUAUUGCAAGAAAUAGGUCUGUCUAAUAUUUGCCCAACCCGUAUUCUGGACGGAGCUUUCAUUCCAAGUGAAACCGAGGACGGGGGUGCAGAAUGGCUAGUCAACUCUCAAGUUGCUUGCUUUGUCCUGGAAUAUGCGCUGGCAUCGCUGCUGAUUUCCUGGAACAUACAACCCGAUAUUGUGAUUGGCCAUAGCCUAGGAGAAUAUGCAGCUUUGGUGGUGGCUAGGGCGCUCUCACUUGAGGAUGCGUUACGGGUGGUGGCACAUCGGGCUAAGCUCAUGGCUUCGAAGUGCGAAGUUGGCAAAUCAACCAUGCUGGCUUGUUGUCAAUCGGCAUUCGUUACGCAAGUAAUAAUCCAAAGGUCUGGCCUUUCGCACCUCUCCAUUGCAUGUGACAAUGAUAUGAUGAGCUGUGUCGUUGCUGGGCCCAUCCACGAAAUCGAGCGGUUGCAGGAGAUCAUGGGUGCAGAGCAGAUCCGUUGCAAAAGACUACCGGUCUCCCUGGGAUUUCACUCGCCUGCACUCGACCCGAUCAUAGAUGAAUUGAACCAAGUUACCCGAGACAUACGGUUCUUUGAGCCCCAAAUUCCAAUUGGCUCGGGAUUGUACGGGGAACUACAUAAGAGCCCAAUUGAUGGCUCAUACGUUGGACGCCAAACGAGAGAGCCGGUAAACUUCACCGGUCUCGUUGGCUUUCUUGCUGGGAUUGAAGACUUGCAAAGAGCGACGUUUAUUGAAGUGGGCCCGACCCCGAUAACAUUACCCAUGGUUCGAUCUCAAGUAAGCGGACCGGGCACAGCUUUCUUCAACACCUUAGUCAAAGGGCAAGACGCUUGGUCAAGCCUCUGUCAUAGCCUUCGAGAUUUCAAUGCCCGACAUGAGUCCGUUCAAUGGCGACAUGUGUUUCACGGCUCCUCCGCCAAGGUGGUGGAUCUGCCGGACUAUCCAUUCCAAACCCAAUCUCUGUUCUUCCCUUUCCAUGAGAGAGUAUCCCAGGUACAGGCGGAUGCCAACAGCGGUCACGGUGUGGGUCAACCACGACCCAGUGUCUUUCGCCUGUUGCAAGAAGUGAUCAGCCUGCCGGCCGGUCCCGACAAGUCAUUAUCUGUGUUCGGUACCACGUCACGCGAUCUUGUCGAGUAUAUCACUGGGCAUGAGGUAGCUGGACUGUCACUUUGUCCGGCCUCGAUUUAUUACGGCAUGGUUCUCGAGGGCCUGUAUUGCAACCGGGAGGUUGAUGCACAGAGACUAGCUGUCUUCCGGGACAUCUCGUUCGACCAUCCUCUUAUUCAUGCAUCGAAUAGCGAUAUUAGUUCCAUCCAUCUGACGCUCAAAGAUAAGAAGUCAGACGCCGGCACGACAUCUUCCCACACCCAGUUUACUUUCAGCUCAGCAACCUCAUCCGAAUCUGCGGCUGAAAGAGUCUUGUGCUCCGGUCAAACGGCCUGGAUGUCAUUGUCAGCGAUCAGUUCCAUUCUUGGCCGCAGGGCUGCCUAUGCCCGGAAGCAAAUUGCUCUUUUACGCGGGAGCCAGAGCCGGUCAAACGUUCUACACCGCAAAGUCAUCUACGAUAUUAUUUUCGCGCGAGUGGUGAGAUAUUCCGAUCCAUAUCAGUCAAUCCAAGACUUCCAUGUGUCGGAAGCAGGUCUUGAUGGGUACGGCACAUUCCAAGUGCCCCAAAGCACUCUCGUUGGAGGGAUCAUAUCGCCGGUAUUCCUCGACACCUUGCUGCACGCAGCAGGGUUCAUCGCCAAUGCCCAAGGCAGCCCUUCAGAUGCCUAUAUCUGCCAUUCAGUUGAUUCGGUCAUCGUGGCUUAUUCCGACAUCAAGCCUACGGAUACCUACAGAUUCUACUGCGGCCUACUAGAUUGCGGUGGUGGGGAACUGCUUGGAGAGACGGUAGCUAUGAGUUCUGACGGCAAAGCAGUAGCCAGUGUGGAAGGUAUGCACUUCAAACGCCUGAACCUCAAGGCCUUCACAGCCCAUCUAUCCCGUCAGUCUGGUCAGAAAGCGCAGAUAGUCCUGCCCGGCAACGCAUCGUCGUCGUCCGCCAACCCGAAGGCCGGCCAUACAUCCAGUUCCAUGGACAAGACACCUGACACGACGAAAAUCGUUCUGGAUGCCGUUUCUACAGUCUGCGCAGUUCCUCCUAGCCAGGUGGGUCUGGCAACAAGGUUGGUGGAUCUGGGAUUUGACUCGCUAAUGCAGGUUGAGCUGUGGGAUUUGGUGGGGAAACCCUUCCCCUCUCGCCGGAUAAGGCUAUCGUUCGAGAUGGGAACAGUGGAGGAUAUUGUCUCUCAGGUCCUGGGCGCCAGGAACACCUCUUCAGUCGCAUCUUCCCCUCGGUCAGAGAGUGAUGAGUGCAGCCCCAGCAAUAGCAUCUGCGCAUCCAUCACGGAUAGAUGUGGAAAGCUCAUACCGGAUGGCGAUGCGGUUACUGACCGGGUGCUCGGGCUUGUAGCAGAAAUAUGUGGCCGGAGGGGUUCGGAUCUGGAUGCAGCUAUUACCAUGGACUCCUUGGGACUGGACUCCCUAUUGACAAUUGAAUUACAGGCUAGUGUGAGGGAUGUUUUUGGAAUCUCCCUGCCACUUGAAAUGCUGUCUCCAAGGACAACAAUCGGUAUGCUCGCAACCCGCAUUGCAGUGGAAACUCGCCCAGUCACGCCCGUGGCUUCGUCAGUUGCCUCCGACAGGCAGGCCUGGAUGCCAGAGCACGAUUGGAUUGUGCUUCUCCAACAAGGCGCGGACACACUGCCACCCCUGAUCCUGGUUCACGACGGUAGUGGUACGGUGGAACAGUACCGACGACUCUCUGUUGUGGGCUGCACCGUCUUUGGCAUUCGUAAUCCUAUGCCAACUGGAUCAGUCCAUUGGGCCUCGGGAUUGAUGGACAUGGCAUGUCGAUAUGCAGCUGCCAUUCCAAACGUCAUCAAGAGUCGUCGUGUGGUCCUCGGUGGCUGGUCCUUCGGCGGGGUGUUAGCCCACGAGAUUGCACAACGUCUAGAUCAAUGCGGGUACGAUACAUUGGGCGUCCUUCUCAUCGACUCACCUUGUCCUCUGGACCAUGAGCCCCUUCCCAGCGCCGUGGUCGAUCACAUCUUGAGUGCGGAAACACUCUCUCCGUCUACAAAGAUCGCCCUCGCCGCCCAGUUCAAGUGUCAUGCGCAAUUCCUGGCCGAUUACAGUAUCACUGGUUCUCCCCCUCCCCCUCAUCGGCGGUAUAUAAUGCUGUACAGCGAGCAAAACUUUGACACUUGGAGUGUCUGUGGUCAACGGUACUUGUGGCUUGAAAGUCAGGAAGAACGUCUGGCUUCGCUACGAAAGUGGGAAGCCCUUCUUGGACGGCAGCUGACCACCUACAACAUUCCCGGGAAUCAUUUUGAGCCUUUUAGUCAUGAUAAUGUUGGAACUAUGACUAAGGCAUUGCGCACUGCAUACAGGGAGACCGCAGGAGUGGCGGCUACUUAGCAACCGGCGCAAACUGUUGACAUACAAGGAUGGAUUAUCGCCCAGCUGUGGGUUUCGGUCUAGUUGGCAAGUCGGUGGGCUACUUUGACAAAGUAGGUGACGGGGUGCAAGAUGUCUCUCGACAUAUGAAUGUGUAUGUUGAUAGUCUUAUGGAGGAGUCGGUGGAACCCAAGUCCUUACUAGUUGGAACUUGGCGUUAGAGACCAGUACCAAUAAAUUACGC